AUGUGUUUAACAAUAGCUACGUUUCCAUCUAUUUCUUGAAACAUUUUCAAAUAUUCAUAAAAAAAAAUAUGUACAUUUUAACGGUAGCGGUGUGUUUCCAUCAAACUGGCUUGUUCCAUCAAAUCCUGUGUGUAAUAACGUAGUGUGCAUAAAAAGCACUUUGUCAUAUAGCUUUUCAUUUGCCGAAUAAAAAACAGAAGUUCUUGGUUUUCCAUCCCAUUUCUCUGCCUAUGGUUUUGGCACAAAAAGUAUUGCAAUAAACAGCAAAAUAUGUGACAAAACCAUUUAAUGUGCCCACUCUGGUCUUGGCACAUGCGCUCUACCCACUGGGGACAGACGUAAAUUCAAUGUCUAUUCAGCGUUGGUUCAACGUCAUUUCAUUGAAACAACUUUGAUUCAACCAGUGUGUGCCGGGUUGGGAGCUAAAAGCUCCGGGUAGGCUACAUGAUGAGAUAAUGGAUAAGAAUCAGAUCAACCACCAACCACCAAUCAUUAUGUCACUAGCAUAUUAAGACGUCAAUAUUUAUUGGAAAGGGCAUCAAGCUCAUCAACAUGCACUGGGAGGACCACACAACAUAGCAUCGCGUGACUGCAAAUUCACCGUGACAUGAUAGUUAUUACGCAAAAAACUGUUUCCACUGCCACUUAUCGAAUGAUUUAACCAACAAAAAAUUGUCCACCCGUCAAAUGUAUUUUUUUAUUCGAUAUUUAGGAAAGUUUAUUGACAAUUUGGAAACAUGGUUAAUGCGUCUGGCUGCAAGCCCGACGUAGGUACAGUUAUGACAACAGCCAGCUCAAGUGCAGGGCGCGAAAUUCAAAAUAUAUAUAUUUUUAAUAUUUAACUUUCACACAUUAACAAGUCCAAUACAGCAAAUGAAAGGUACACAUCUUGUGAAUCCAGCCAACAUUUCCGAUUUUUAAAAUGUUUUACAGCGAAAACAGCACGUAUAUUUAUGUUAGCUCACCACCAAAUACAAAAAAGGACAGACAUUUUUCACAGCACAGGUAGCAUGCACAAAGCCAACCUAACUAACCAAGAACCAACCAAACUAACCAACAAACAACUUCAUCAGAUGACAGUCUUAUAACAUGUUAUUUAAUAAAUCUAUGUUUUGUUCGAAAAAUUUGCAUAUUUCAGGUAUAAAUCAUAGUUUACAUUGCAGCUACAAUCAGAAAUUGCACCGAAAGCAGCCAUAAUAAUUACAGACACCAACGCCAAAUACCUAAAUACUCAUCAUAAAACAUUUCUGAAAAAUACAUAGUGUACAGCAAAUGAAAGACAGGCAUCUUGUGAUUCCAGCCAAUAUUUCCGAUUUAUUAAGUGUUUUACAGCAAAAACACAAUAUAGCGUUAUAUUAGCUUACCACAAUAGACAGAAACACAAGCCAUUUCCCAGUAGCAAAAGUUAGCGAUCGUAACAAACCAGUAAAAGAUAUAUAAUUUUUGACUAACCUUGAUAUUCUUCAUCAGAUGACAGUCCUAUAACAUCAGGUUAUACAUACACUUAUGUUUUGUUCGAAAAUGUGCAUAUUUAGAGCUGAAAUCAGUGGUUAUACAUUGUGCUAACUUAGCUACUAUUUCCCACAACGUCCGGAUAUUUUUCUGACACUUUAUCUGACACACAUAUUCUGACCAAAUAGCUAUUCAUAAACAUAACUAAAAAAUACAUGUUGUAUAGGAAAUGAUAGAUACAUUAGUUCUUAAUGAAAUUGCCGUGUUAGAAUUCUAAAAAUAACUUCAUUACGACAUCCAGCUUCGGUAUAGCUAGAGUACCCAAAAGCUGGGCGCCGACGACUAGUUCACAUGUACGACAGAUAUAUGAAAUAGCAUCAUAAAAUGUUUCCUACUUUUGCUGAUCUUUCAUCAGAAUGUUGGACAAGGGGUCCUUUGUCAAGAACAAUCGUUGUUUGGAUUUAGAACGGCCUCUUUCCCUCUCGAUUUAGCAAGCACACUAGCCAAGUGGCACGAAUCUCUCCAUCGUCAACAAAUUUAGAGAACGGAACAUGGCAAAACUCCUGAAAAAAUUUCAAUAAUCUGAUUAAACUAUAUUGAAAAAACAUACUUUACGAUGAUAUGGUCACAUGUAUCAAAUAAAAUCAAAGCCGGAGAUAUUAGUCGUCCAUAAUGGCAGCUAAACAGAAGGGAAAUCCAGGUUCCUUCUCGCGCCUUCCUGAAAACAGGAAAUGGGUGACAUGUCAUACAAAGAGCUUUUAUUCCACUUCAGACCAAGAUAAACACUCCAUUUCUUCUCUCACCAUCUCUUGGCAUCCAGGGGAAGGUGUAUGAGGUGCAUGUAUACUAAUACGUAUCAUGCCCAAUUAUAGGCAGGACCCAGAACAGAGCCUCGAUUUCAGACUUUCCACUUCCUGGUCAGGAAGUUUGUGCCAAAUGAGUUCUGUUUUACUCACAGAUAUAAUUCAAACGGUUUUAGAAACUUGAGUGUUUUCUAUCCAAUAGUAAUAAUAAUAUGCAUAUUGUACGAGCAAGAAUUGAGUACGAGGCCGUUUGAAAUGGGCACCUUUUAUCUGGCUACUCAAUACUGCCCCUGCAGCCCAAACAGGUUAAUGCGCCAAUAGACGAUUUGAAACAGAAAUAUGUUAGGCUAUCUGACCUGGUGGUCAGUUAAGAGCGUAGGCCAGCAACUAACAGGUCACUGGUUCAAAUCCUUGAGCUGAAUAGAUUAAACAUCUGUUGAUGUGUCCUUGAACAAAGCACUUAACCCUAGUUGCUCUGGAUAAGAGUGUCUGUAAAUGACUAAAAUGUAAAUUCAUUCAUCAGUACCGGAGUUUUAGAUAGAACACUAAAGCAUCUUUAGCUAAAACACUAGCUCCAGCACUCAGAGGAUCUGUCAGCCAUUACUUAGAGUGUGUUGCUGGGAAGGCCUUGUCCAUCACUCAUCAUUACUAAUGUAUUUACAGCAGCUGGAGUGGAGGCUAGGGCAGAUUUAAGGCAGGCUGUCAGUAGGGAGAGCACGGAAAUCAACUGCUCCUGAUUGAAAAAAGAGCUGAUUUACAACAACAGUCAUUGUCUGGUCAGGGGAGGGGUCUGACAGCUUUUAAAGAGAGAAAAGACAUCUCAAUCAUUUAGAAUCUCUGCGUGAGCGGCCUGGAGUUGGCAAUGCAAAGUGAAUACACCUAUGUGCUACGCAAUUUACUAUUGCCUUCAAUUCAAUUGUCAUUCACUUAUGGUCAGUUAUGAUAUGGUUUUACAUUACAACUAUUCUGUGUAGGUUGUAGAUCAGCAAUAACAGGACUUUUACAUUUACCGGCUUGUCUUUCUCGCAUCUCUCUGGUUUGACACUAGCACGACUUUGCACUCUAGCACGUGCGCGCACUCUCUCCCUCUCUCUGUCUCUCUCUGUCUCUCUGUCUCUCUCUCUCUUUCUCACUCUCUUACUCUCUCUCUCUCGCUCUCUCUCUCUCCGUCCUCCAUCAGUAGAGCCUUGUGUCCCCCUGAGAGGGGAGAGACAUCUAUGAUAAUUGGAUUGACAAGGGCACCGCGACACUGAGUACAAAUUGUUUUACAUGACACCGCGCUGAUGACACCCCUGACACUCCUCGCACACUAUCAGCAGGACAAACAAACACCCCUGUAAUGCAGUUAUGAUAACUCUCUGAUGCAAUAGUACAUCAUAACAUUACAUCACAGGCAAGCAGGGGUGAGGAUGUAAUCGACUCUUUGUCCAUCCUUGGUGGACCUCUCGCUCUCUCCACCCCUCCCCCUUCUCGCUCUUUCUCUUUCUCUCUCUCUCCUUCUCCCUCUCCCCUCUCUGUUCAUUUCUUUAGCUGUGCAUUCAGCAAAUCUUUAGGUAUCCAUUAGAGGGUUAUUACACUAUCCAGUAAAAGAGCAAUUCAGAUACGACAGCUCUGCUGAGCUCCACACUAUAGAUGGAGCACCGAGUGCUUUCAGGGCAGAUUGCAGCCGCCUGCCGACGGGCCUCUCUGUGCAUAUACGGUAGAUCACCACCUGACAAAGGCUAAUUUAGAUUAAAAAGAUCUGCUUCCACUGCAACCUCCGCCAGACCCGACACAUCCUUCUUGACUUGGACUAGUUCGUAAAGUCACCCAUCUUAAAAAGGAAGGAUUCUCUUUUCGACCUACACGUUUAGUUUAUGAAGGUCAUGUCAUAAUAUAGGUAGCCAUGCUGUGACUGGGGUGCUCCUGGGUGAAAUUAUCAAUAUUGGCUUGAGUGGAACUAUCUGUUGGUGUCAGGGGACAGUUGGUAAGAUGUUGACUCAAAGACAGUUUGACUGGAUGAAGAAUUAGAUGCAAGCUGUCCUCUCAACUUCAAUUUGGACAAAUCGAGCCUGAAAACGUGAUCUCUGUGGCUUUCCAUGACAAUGGUGAAGGUAUGAUUGAAUACUCACUAUGCUAAGAGAGACAGAAGCCUGGUAUAGGCUGUGUAUUACUUGAAGAAGCCACUAAGAAAGCUGCGUUGAACCUUGUUCUUCAUCUUUGUCUUCGUUUUCUGCUUCUUGAGAGUGAGGCUGACUAAGGUCAGGGUGUUACUUCUGGGAAGUGUUGAUGCGUCAGCGGAGUCCGCGGACAGGUCUCGAUGCUAUCAACAGAUUAUCACACUGACACUUCCUGAUUUACUGACACUUAUACUGAACUUUUUGAUGUGCCAGUCCUCCUGUAGGCAUUGUGUAAUGUCCAGAAGUUGUACAUGCUGCUUACUAGCUACUAUAUACUGUUUGAUGUCACUCACCAGGAUAUCUCUCCCACAGGUGGAGGUUCUGGAUGGCAGGACCAGGAAACAGCUUUGUUUUCUAGAUAAGGUGGAGCCCCAUGCUACAAUAGGAGAAAUCAAGAGUCUUUUUCACAAGUCAUAUCAACAGUUGUAUCCAGCCAGACAGGACCUCAAGCUCGACCCCAAAGGAAAAUCACUGAGGGAUGACGAUGUAUUACAAAAUCUACCAGUUGGGACCACAGCAACCAUAUAUUUUAAGGACCUGGGUCCACAGGUCGGGUGGACAAUGGUGUUUUUAGCGGAGUACUUUGGUCCUCUGUUUAUCUACCUCCUGUUCUACUUCCGAGCUCCGUACAUCUACUCACAACAGGAUGUGUUCACCUCCAGCCCCUACUCAGUGGUCACACUAGCCUGUGCCUGUCACACCUGCCACUACAUCAAGAGGUUGAUUGAGACUAUCUUUGUGCACCGGUUCUCCCAUGGUACCAUGCCUCUCAGGACUAUAGUCAGGAACUGUGUAUAUUACUGGGCCUUCUCGGCAUGGUUGGCCUUCUACAUCAACCAUCCACUCUAUACACCUCCAUCAUAUGGGGAUAUGCAAGUGAACUAUGCACUGGCCAUAUUUGUGCUCUGUGAGUUAGGGAAUUUCUCCAUUCAUGUGGCCCUGAAUAACCUCAAGGCAGAAGGUGGGCCCAAGUGCAGAAAGUUCCCUCACCCGACGAAGAACCCAUUCACAUGGCUGUUCUUCUUCGUGUCCUGCCCCAAUUAUACCUACGAGGUAGGAGCCUGGGCGAGUUUCUCUGUCAUGACCCAGUGUCUACCAGUGGCCUUGUUCACCUUCUUAGCUUUCAUCCAGAUGACCAUCUGGGCCAAAGGGAAGCAUAAAACCUACUCCAGGGAGUUUAAGGACUACCCUCACCUGCGCAUGCCAAUCAUCCCGCUCCUCCUCUGACCACGCUACAAAGGUUUACCAUUCUGACUGGAGUAUUGGGGGCUUCAGCCUGCUUGAAAGGUUGUGAUGAUUAGUGGGUUAUUGUGUUUCUCACAAAGCAAGAAGACCCACUGCUCCUUCAUCUAUCGCCAUGGCAAUGGUCUGUUAUCUUUUCAACAACAGCUAUGCAAGGAUAGACUAUGCCAUUGUCUUAGAAAGAGGAGCAAACGAACCGUGUUAAAGAUGCAUAGACAUGGAGUAUUGUUGACGUGUGGAUGACCUUUUAAUGAAUAUAUAAUAGUGAAUUGACAGAAUGGAAUGUCUCAUCUCAACAAUACUGUUGAUGAGCUGCUAAUGAGAAUUUCUGCAUUGAUAAUGUUAAGUUCAAUCAUUGUAACACUGCUAUAUUAACGAGUUAUUGGUAUUAGUCCUGUUACUGAUCAGGAUUGAUUGACUGUUACAAUGCAGCUACUGAAUGUUCCGACAAUUGUUGGCAUUCUUAGUCUACAGAGAGUGGAAAUCAUCCGAAAACGAUGAAGUUAUGACUAUAUGAUUGAAGUUCUAUAUAAUCUACCAUAUUAUUUAGUAAUAAGUUAUUGUGCAUUUCCUAGAGGAAAUGUGUGCGGGUGUAACUUGAUAUGAUAGACCUGUUAAGGAAGUCUUUAUUAUGGCUGAAGUGUAACGGGGCUAUUUUCAGUAGGGAAAGCUGAGUGUGAUACUGAGAAGUGUUCUAGAACCAGGAAAAUGGAACUUAGAACUAGCAGAUGUCUAAGUUUAAGCUGAUUAUUUCCCCCUCUACAAUGAAGCUGUAUAUGUUUGAAUGUAACGAACAACCUGAUGGUUUUAACUUUGUCAGACAGUUGAGGAUAAUUCAGUAAUGUAUUACUGCAUAUAUCGUUCAAGAUAACUACAAUCUGUCAAAUUCUCAGGUGUUACUAGAUGCAACAGGUACUGUUUACAUACUGUACAAAUUAUAGCCAAACCUGUUUUGUAUACAAAGUGUAAAUAUCAAAUAAAUAAUUUGGAUCAUUUCAAAGAUAA
This is a messenger RNA of Salvelinus fontinalis (brook trout), 6661 nucleotides long. RefSeq names its product trans-2,3-enoyl-CoA reductase-like 2a (gene tecrl2a). The record is from RefSeq and is a predicted model, not a curated record. Lineage: Eukaryota; Metazoa; Chordata; Actinopteri; Salmoniformes; Salmonidae. Gene Ontology annotation, biological process: very long-chain fatty acid biosynthetic process. The coding region runs from base 4619 to 5641 and encodes 340 amino acids. Gene Ontology annotation, molecular function: oxidoreductase activity, acting on the CH-CH group of donors. The transcript is spliced from 11 exons.